CUAAAUUUUGCCCAUUUUCGUCAUUAAAAUUUCCUUAUUCAAUUUCGAUUCUUUCUCCUUCGUAAUUUUUCUGAGUUUCUCUUUUUGAUCAUUAAAGGAACUUCCGAUUCGAAUUCUCCUCCUUUUUCUCUGUCUAUCAAUCUCAAUUUCAACUCUAUCUGUUUUCUCUGUCCAUUUUUAGGUUUAGGGUUCAUAAAAUUCUCGAUCUGUCGUCUUUAUCUUAAGAUCCGUUCAAUCUCUUUUCAAAUUAACGAUUUUAAGUCUUGGGUUUUGUUUUUCUCGUCCAAGAUGUCAUUUUGAUUUUGUAACUUUUUUUUUUGGGAGGAAAUUUUCGUUUUGACUGAUAAUUAUAGAUCUAUUAUAUCUUCAAUCAAUUGUUCGCCUUUUGAUUGUAUGUAGAAUUUGAAGAUCUAGGGUUAGGGUUCCCGAAAGAUUAGAGCUUUUGUUGGUUUAUUAUUUUUUUGGGGAAAAAAUUCAAGUUUGAUAUUUUAAUUGAUUGGGUGCAAAUUGAGCUCAGCCUUUCUCAUUUAAGCGAUCUGCUCUAUCAGUUGAAGGAGAAUUAAAUUUUUUUAAGUUGAACAUGGUACUAAAAAGGCCUUUUUAUGAUGAGGAACUGUACAAUAUUUCUUCCAAACACCCAAGACAGGUGGAUUACAAUAAUCGGCUGGUCUCUUUUUCAGAAUUUGUUCCUCCUGAAGUUGCUUCUCUGACACCUUGUCUUCCAGGUGAGUGUGGACUCACUGAAAAUGCUAUUGAAGGCCAUGAGAGGCUUGCAAGUGACAUAGUCGCUAGAUUUCCAGUUAGUGUUGAGAAGGAUGUAGAGACCAUUGUUCCUGGAAGAAGUUUAAACUCUUCCUCAGGUGGCAUUGGUAUUAAUGAAGAGGCUUUCCAUCCAGAGAUGGCCAUAUAUGUAUCUUGUACCCCAGAAUAUUUUAGCCCUCAGCGUCCAACAAGGACAGUUGCUCAUCAUGAAGAUAUGUACUCUUUACUUUUGCGUUAUCCUCCACGAAAAGCAAUUCCAAUUGGAUCGAAUCAUCAAGCUGAUAUUCCAGAAUGGAACCCUUAUGAUAGUAAGACUACAAUAAAAUCUUCAGGCACAUCUGGUAUGUGUCCGGAUACUAACCUUCUUCUUGAGCGGAAAGAUGAAAAUAGACUGAUGGGAACUUGUGUCAUUCCAAUGCCUGAAUUUGGACUUGCUGCUAAAGUUGGCAAUGUUAGGAUAGACUGCAACUGCCUUGAAAAGGGUUCUAUUGUAUGUGUCAAACAGCACAUUGUUGAAGCAAGAGAGAAUCUUAAGAGAAUCCUUGGGAAGGAGAGAUUUGAGCAGCUGGGGUUUUGUGAAAUGGGAGAGCAAGUGGCAGAGAAAUGGAGUGAAGGGGAAGAACAAUUAUUCCGUGAGGUUGUAUUUUCAAAUCCUGCAUCAUUGGGCAAGAACUUUUGGGAGCUUCUUUCUUCCGUUUUCCCUUCCCGAAGCAAAAAGGAUAUUAUCUCCUACUACUUUAAUGUAUUUAUGCUUAGAAGGCGAGCUGAACAGAACAGAUGUAAUUCAAUGAAUGUUGAUGACAGUGAUAAUGAUGAGUGGCAGGAGAGUGAUGAUUAUGGUGACAGCAAACUUGUUACGUCAGAGGAAGAUGAAGACUCUGUUGUUGAGUCCCCUAUACCUCAAGAAGAUUGCACUCAUGAUCAGAGCUGGAAAGAUGAUUUACACGUGUGUGAUGAGGGUGCUGUGGAUUAUGAUUGUGAUGACAAUGAGAAGUCAGAUUUUCCUUAUGAUAGAUACAUCAUGAACGACUUAGGAACAUGCCCUAGUGCAUCACUUGAUUAUGGUGGCUCAAAACCCAAAGAUGACUCAUGUGCAUCCUCUGAUACAGGAGGUUUUUCACAAGGGACCCAGUUGAAGGCUGAAAAUGAUGACCAUUGGCCUUGUAGUGUUGAUGGAUUAAGCUAUGGAAGUGGCCAGGAUAACAAUUGCGACAUCAGAGUUUGGGAUGCUGGUUACUUGGUAUGCCCUAAAGGUAACGUUGACCUUUUACCUACUUGCAGUAUGAUUGAAGAGGUUUUUGGAAAAGAAUCAUGGAACUGCAAGGCAAGGGACGGAUGACAACAGCCUGAGCUAGUCUUUUUUGUGCAUACCAUUUUCAACUAAAGUUGAGUUUGGAAAAGCAUUUGCUGUUCAAGGCUUUGCCUUGAAGCGACUGACAAACAAGUUUUUCCCAUAUGAAGCACAAGAAGGUUCCAAUUUUCUGACAAAGAAAAAUGAGAGAUUUUCCUUUGUAUAUUAAUAUGUUUGAACACAGAAGCCCACUUUUUAUUGUAAGACUGUGUUUUUAGGAGAUUGGUUUUAAUCACCUAGGUUUAAAUGUAUUGUUUUAUUACUUUUGAGAACCUGCAAUUUCCAGGUGCUCAUUAAAGUCACAGUUUUGGGUAUCUGUCCUUUGUUGGGACUUGGGAGAUAAACUGCUUGUAAUGAUAUCUAUGGGUUUCUAUAAUGUAAUCUGUUUUAUCAUUAUUAAUAAUAUUAUUUUCCAUUUAAUGGAGAAA
Messenger RNA from Jatropha curcas, 2541 nucleotides. RefSeq lists its product as uncharacterized. The record is from RefSeq and is a predicted model, not a curated record. Lineage: Eukaryota; Viridiplantae; Streptophyta; Magnoliopsida; Malpighiales; Euphorbiaceae.